Epinephelus lanceolatus (giant grouper) is the source of this 5061-nucleotide messenger RNA. RefSeq names its product amphoterin-induced protein 1-like. Gene Ontology annotation, biological process: brain development. Gene Ontology annotation, cellular component: membrane. Gene Ontology annotation, molecular function: protein binding. The record is from RefSeq and is a predicted model, not a curated record. Lineage: Eukaryota; Metazoa; Chordata; Actinopteri; Perciformes; Serranidae.
GGGUUUCCUCAUCAGUGCGGACUGCAGACAGGCUUUUCCGGUCAUUCCGUGCGUCCCGAUGAUCGCUGUUGCUGCUGCUGCUGCUGUGAUGAAGAGGAUGAGACUGUCCUGUGGCGGAUCAUCUGACAGACCGGACUGCUGAAGGCUCCCACUCGUUUCUCCUCGGAUCUUAUAAGACACCGGCAAAAGCUCCAUGAGUCUCCACCUUGAAGACUAGAACACAUCCAGACUGCUGUAGUGUCCUGACAUGAUGGGGGGGUCACUCUGGAUUUCCCAUGGUGCCUCUGAAGCGGUGUUUAGAGGAAGGAGCUUCAUCACUGUUCUACCUCUGGCUUUAUUGUUGCCAACAGUGAGAGUCAGUGCACAGUUCAUAGCAAGUCCUCUGGACUGCCAAAAGACCUGUGUGUGUGCCAGCAACAUCGUCAGCUGUUCCAAGAUGAAUCUAACCAACGUCCCCAUUGCUCUUCCUACAUAUACAGCUGUUCUGGACCUGAGCUUUAACGACAUCACCAAGCUACGUGCUGAGUGGACCCCUGCGGCUCUUACCCGACUACACACCCUGCUGCUCAGCCAUAACGGCCUCACCUUUCUCUCCUCUGAGGCGUUUGUUUAUGUGACAAAGCUGCGUUACCUGGACCUUUCCUCUAAUGGGCUCCGCCUGCUGGAUGAGUUCAUUUUUGAGCCACUGGAGCACCUGGAGGUGCUGCUGCUUUAUAACAACCGCAUCUCUCAGAUAGACCGCUCUGCCUUCUCCGGCCUCGUCAACCUGCAGAGGCUCUACCUUAGCCAGAACAUGAUCACACGCUUCCCCUUGGAGCUGGUGAGGGAGCGGAGCCGGCUUGAAACUCUUAGACUGCUGGAUGUGUCCUCCAACCGAAUCAAAGCCCUGCCCCUCCAUGAGCUUCAGGCUCUGCCCGCCUGGAUCAAGAAUGGCCUGUACUUCCACAACAACUCACUGCCCUGCAGCUGUGAGGUGCAUGAAAUGGUGGCACGCUGGCACCUCAAGGAGCUCAGCUCUGUCAUGGACUUCAAGGACAGCCACACUUGUGUGUUACCAGGCCCACAGAAAGAGAAAAUGGCCAUACUGGACCUGGACAAGGUCUAUUUGAACUGCAGUGAGGUGAAAAUUUUGGACAAAGAAGCCUAUCUGGAGCAGUUCCUGGUACUGGACUGUGACACCAGGGAGAAGGACAUGAAAAAGUGUUGGGUGCUGCCUGGAAACAUCCCAGUGUCUCCACUAGACAAGACAUUUGUGGUGCGUCCUGAUGACAGCCUUCAGAUUGGCCCUCUGAAGGCAGAGGACUCGGGGGUCUACACUUGCUAUGCCAACAGUGACUCCCUCAAUGAGACAAUAUAUGUUACUGUAAUGGUGUUUAAUUCCACCAAGAGUGGUGGACUGGAGAACCUAAAGACGGCCUACACCACCCUCGUAGCAUGUCUGAUCAGUAUAGUUAUGAUUCUCAUCUACCUCUACCUCACACCCUGCCAAUGCGCUUGUUGUCCAGGUCAGGGCCUGACAAAAAGCGACGCCGGAGACAGCCUCCACUCCUCAACCGUUAGCAUCUCUCAGGCACACGAAGAGACGGGGCAAGAACGAGUGGAAGGCGGAGGCUUCGCCUACAGACAUGCGGCCUUCCUGCAACACAAGGAGCAGCUGGAGCAGAACGGGAGGUUGAACCCAAUAGGUGAGGAAGAUGAGGAGUGGCAGGGGGAUAACACGGAGAGAAGGAGGUCUAACACAGAGUCUGUCAGCUCUGUGUGCUCUGAUACCCCCAUGGUGGUGUAACAGUCAGUGCAUGGCCUGCAGGAUUAGAUAGUGAUGGCUCGACUCACGUGGAUGCACCACAGAGAUUUCUAUGCUUUGAACAUGCAAGAUUCAGAAGGUAAAGCAUUAGUGGGCUCUCACAGCUGGCAGCACUGUUACAGUAGCAUGUACAGUGAGUGGAUAAAAAAUAAAAUAGAGCAACGUCUUGAUUAAAAAUCACCCCAAAACAUGUCGAGAAAUGUGGUUAAAAUGAAUUGUGAGCUAAUAUAUUUUGAUGAAUGCAUUUAUUCUAUGACUUUACUUAAUUUGUCUUUUUAAAAAUGCUUUUAAUGCUCCUAUUAUUUCAAUAAUUUCACUUUUACUGCACAUUAUUGGCUGGAUCUGCAAAAAUAAUUGCUAUGCAAAUAAGAACAUACAAAUUUAAAAUAUAUUUUUAGCUUUUUUUAUGGAAGUCCCUAAAAAAUUAAGACAUACUAACUCCUAGCACUAAUUACUCAGAGACAACAAACAGCAUGAAAGCCGCUUGCAUCUAAACAUCCUGAGACCGCACUUUAAAUAAAAGUUAUCCAGCUUUUUUAUGCAGUCGGGAUGAAGGCACUACAAAGAUUCAAGUUUCAGUGAUGUUGGACAAACGUUGCUGCUUGAAAGAGAAGCUACUUUUUAUGCAGAGCUUGCAGAGCUCACCUAAUUAUCACUGCGAGAUGUUUAAUAUUAAUGCCGUGUUUUACAUUCCUGUUUGGUUUUGUCGGCCUUUAGAGGACACAAUACUGUAAGGAUUACUCUUAUGCAAUUUUAUCCUUUCAUGUUAUUUUAGAUUUGAGGGUGAUUUACGCUCAGUUAAUAAUAUAUGUGUUUGCAGUAAGUGACCUUCUGUUGAAGUGUUUUUUUAAAUACUGCUUGGUAUGCAAGUCUAUUUUAAGUCGUGUUUGCUUCAGCGUAAUGACAGAAUCAUUAAACCAGCCUGUUGUAAUACAUCGUACUUUUACUGUAAUUCACUUUACUCAGAAAUCAUAAUUUCUAUUAAAUUUAGUUUGAUUUGUUUCUCCAUAACAAGACACACAUCAUGACAAAAGGUUUUCAGAUAAACAUGAGGACAUCCAGUGUGGUGGCAGUUAUUAAAGGUAUACUAUGCAGGGAUUUACCAAACAGACCUAUACAAAAGUAAUCCCUAUCAGACAUCACAUAUGACCUAUACGAGAUGUGUGGUGGUGUUUUUUUUCUGCAGAGUCUCUGCCCUCUGACUUAUUUUGCUGUGUUCAGGACGUCUCUGGACACAGCACGCAGAUGAGGUCAGGACGUUUUACAAGGUAUAAAUCAGGUGCCAGACUGUGAGCAGCACACAUUAAAGAGGAAGCUACAAAAAUAUCAGGACCAGGGCCAAUAAAAUGCAAAUAUUGUGAGUCAAAACACCAACCAAAGUGGAUCUGGGGUUGGUUCUUUGUUUCUCUUUUGCUGGCGAUACUGUUGCUGUAGUGGCAGUCCAUCUGAAUAUCAUGAACGCCACAAAUGAGCUGUCGGCAGAGUAACUUAAGUCUGACAGCUUAAAAUGUUUACUUACAAAGUUGAAAUUACACUUAGUCACACAGUAGAAAAACUAUGUGCUCCCAUGCCCUCCACAUGAUGCAAAUUACAAAAUUAAAGGGAGUGUUGUCAUCAAAAUCAACAUACAUGUAUUUUAGUCUUUUGACAUUUUUAUACAAUAUCUAAGUUUUAUACAAUGUCUGGAAACAAAUUCGGCAUGAUAUUUAAAUUAACUUAUAUUAUAUUUACACAUUGUGGCUCCUAUAGUUGCCGACAAUUCCUGCAUAGUAUACCUUUAAUGUAACACUGAUCACAUACACACUGACUAUUAACAGAUAGUACAUGAUAUAUCGGUUUAAGAUGAGCCAGUUUCCACCCAGUAAUUGAACUGCAAGGUACAUUUUCAGGUGACACUGCAGAAAAUAUUGAACACAGAAACACCUUUUUAGUAAGAAUAAGUUCCAGUAUCUGUGUUAGACACAGACAUUGAUCUCCUUAUUGCAGCAUGUCUACUUAUUCUAAAUACUUUAGGCCUUAUAUGCAUUCAUGCCAUUUUUAAACAGACAGAUAUAUCACGGCUGACAACUCUUUGCCAUCAGUGUAGCCACUGCAGGUUUCAGCCUCAGUUAUUCAGUCUGAACUGUUUAGAAAGGGUUAAUCAUGUUCAAAAACACUAUAAAGCCAUUUCUAGUGUAGACUGGCUACAUGACAGCACGGUCAAACUCUAAAAUAAAAUACCUACUUUAUGCAGUUAAAACAAUAUGCUCGGUGUCAGACUCAGUCUGCUAACAUAAAUGUACAUCCCGUCACAUUGGGCCGUUAAUAGCAGCCAGGAAGCAUCGCCCCGAGGGAAACAACUGAGAGCAAGUACCAUCCUCUGAAUGCUUCUGGGCAUUAGAGCCCAACCCUCAACAAAUCAGCAAAUGCCAGCCAGCAGUCUCAUAAACACAGUCAGAAAUAGCAGCUAGUAGUGCAGCCAGCAAACAGGCCGCCUGACGCUGAUGAAAUGUAAAUAUAGAAGUAGCUGUUUUCAACAAGUCUUAAUUUCAGUGACAUCGCUGGAAUACCUUCAAAUUGUUGAUUUUAGAAGCUUGCAAAUGCUGUUGUUCAGGCACACGAGGACGUGAAUCAGAACAAGUUAUGUUUUCACAAACUUUAAGUCACUGUCGCUGAUGAAUUAUGAUCAUAGAAUAUAGUUUAAAGUAAUGCUACUAUUAAUAUAAACAUAGUUAUUCAUACUAAUAGAAUAAAAACAGUGGAGCAAAUGAAGAGCAGAACAGAUGACACAAGUAGCAAUGUACAGUGAAUAUACUUUUAUUCCGAAAUAACUACUAACCUGUGACUUUUCAUGGUGCUUUUUCAAGAUAGUUUAGGUGAAUCAACACCUGUGAAAGUUAUAGCUCUGAAAAUAUCCUGUCAGCGUGGUCUAAUAGUAUUAUAACCUAGCUACAUCAUGAGGAACUCCACUGACGUGUAUCUCUCAAAGGGGCACAUACUGUCUACUGUAUGCUAAUGUUGUAUAUGCUGUUUCAAAGUUAUAACCAAAGACUUCAUGCUGAGAAUAAAUAGCCUACAUGUUCAGUGUUUACAGUCAGCACAGUCAUGUUAUCAUUAGUCUGUUGAAGUUACCUUCUGUAUUUCUGUGUUACACCACAAACUUAUUAUAUGCAAUCCUGUAUAAGGACUUACUGCAUUUUAUUAUUUCCUGUAUUGUAUCUUGUCUGUUAUUGUAUUGUUCCUGUAUUUCAUAAACUGCAAAAAUAAGGCAACAAAGA